AUGAUUGCAAUUAUAUUGAUAUACAGUUUUUUAAUUUCUGGAAUAUUUGCAGGCUUGGAUGAUUUUUGUCAGAGUUCUACUGCCUCUACAUCAGGUCAGUCACGUCCACCAAGUCCGCCAGAUGACCGUUGUUUCGUGGACUACUUGCGUGUGCAAGGUCCCUGCCAGCCUGGCGAGUUGGAAAGCUAUGAUGAAGCGGUUUUAAUCAUAAAAAAGUCAAACACUAAGCUACUUGGACUAAUAAAAAAAACUAGGCGAGGAAUAUCUUUAGUAAAACUCGAUGCGGUUCAACUUGGUCACGAACCAGACGAACAGUUGGCAAGUCUAGGAUAUACAAGGGAGAGUGCUCAGCGUAUGCUUAUAAAUAAGUUGAGAUCAGCCAACUUCCUCUUGAAACUACUCGAUAAAAUAUAUAAAGAUCAGAUGUCUUCCAUGAUGAAAAUUCAGACUGAAUUGUUUACUCGUCAAUGUCCUGGAAUUCGAGAGAUACUUUUGAAAACAUCAGACCACUUUAAAGACCCAAAAAUGGUUCCUUUCAGACUUUUCGAGAUUUUCGGCGACAUUCAAGGUAGAUAUGUCAGCAUGUUCCCAAAAAUGGUCCGAACUGUUGGAUCACCUAAACCAGAUGAAGCUACUUAA
This is a messenger RNA of Batrachochytrium dendrobatidis JAM81, 639 nucleotides long. RefSeq lists its product as uncharacterized. Lineage: Eukaryota; Fungi; Chytridiomycota; Chytridiomycetes; Rhizophydiales. The transcript has a single exon. The record is from RefSeq and is a predicted model, not a curated record. The coding region runs from base 1 to 639 and encodes 212 amino acids.